This is a messenger RNA of Physcomitrium patens, 1869 nucleotides long. The record is from RefSeq and is a predicted model, not a curated record. NCBI's taxonomy places the organism in Eukaryota, Viridiplantae, Streptophyta, Bryopsida, Funariales, Funariaceae.
UGCUUGCUUGAUUGUCCAUACCGCCCGUGCUUCCCAAGAUCUAGCGACUGUCCACUCUCCCGAGUCUACUUUGAUAUUUUCGUAGAAUUCUUGCUUGCCAUUUUUCGAAUCCAUCUGAGUGCGGUGGUUUCUCCUUACUGUUUCAUUUGGCAAGCUGCUGCUGCUAUGGACCUUAGUAGAAGCUUAGGGGUAGUAGUCGUCGGUAUCUUUUGAUAUUUCCUUUUAAGUGCAUUUUGUCGUCGUUUUUGUUGAAUUUGAGCUUGUGCGGAACUCAUACAUACUACUUAGAGUGCCUGAGGUCUUAUCAAGUAUUUGACUCGACCAGAUUCUUUUCAAGACGCUAGUAAUUUCCCGGCAGAGAGUAUUCCUGCGUGCUAUAUCGCCAGGUCAAUUCGUGUACAAAUAGGGUGCGAAUACUUGGGAAGUCGAGUCCAAGUUGUUAACUUGGUGAUUUUCUGUGGAGGGACUGCAAUUUCCGACUGUGAAGUGAUAUUAUUGUCUCGAAGGUCUCCUUGAAUGCCUCGAUUUUGUUCGGUUUUCCUUUCAAAGUUGAGUUGGAUCGAAGUUAUAACUCUGGUAGGCAGGAACGUUGUGAGAUAGGAGGAUCGCUAUAGAGAAAGGAAAGCCAAGAAGUCCGGAGAAACCGUUACUCAAAUCUCGUGCAGUUCUGGAUUCUCCUCUUCGGCUUGUAGAUUAUUUGUUUCGUGCGUCGACACUGUCAUGUCCUACCGGGGGUUGUGAUGAUCAGUGACUUUGCUACAGUUGGUGUACGCAGCAUGAAUCUUGCUUUUGCAGUUGGAGUUGCCACGAUCCCACAUCCGGCCAAGGCGCACAAAGGCGGCGAAGACGCAUACUUCGUGAGUGACUAUGGAGGGGGUGUCCUAGGGAUUGCCGAUGGCGUCUCCGGAUGGGCAGAGCAAAAUGUUGACCCAGCAUUGUAUUCCAGAGAGCUCAUGGCUAAUGCUGAGGCUGUUGUUUCUUCUGAGGAGAUGGAUUUUGAUGCACAAAUGCUGCUAGAAAAGGCCCGUACUGCAACGACCUCUAUUGGAGCUGCUACAGUUAUCGUGGCAUUACUGGAAAAGAACGGCAGUCUGCAUGGAGCCAGUGUUGGUGAUUGCGGUCUUCGGAUCCUUCGGCGAGGUCGAAUAGUGUUUGCAACACAGCCACAGCAGCAUUAUUUCGACUGUCCGUAUCAAUUUAGUUCCGAUCCAGGUGGUCAAUCAGCCGCAGAUGCAGUGGUAUUUAAAACAGAUCUCGAGCAGGGGGACAUGGUCGUUUUGGGCUCUGAUGGGCUAUUCGACAACUUAUAUGACCAAGAUAUUGAGUCUGUGCUUAGCACUAUUGGUGGUCCUGAUCAGGACUCUGCCCAACGGGGUGCAAAUGCGUUGGCAGUAUUGGCGAGCAAGCACUCUAGGGAUACCACGUACGAGUCACCUUACACCAAAGAAGCCAUUCAGAAGGGCUUCGAUGUGCCCUGGUACAAGAGAAUUUUAGGACAUAAAUUGACAGGUGGGAAACUGGACGAUAUCACAGUGAUCGUGGCCCAUGUCGUGAAAGAAAAACAUCCUAGUUUUUCAGACAAAGCAAUCAUUGAUCCAGCAGCACCGAAUUUACAGGAUAUUGGUGUUGGUAUCUCGCCGUUUAGCGAUUCUCCACCAAAAGACGGUGUUGAGGAGCCAUUUCUAGAGAAGUUUUCACAAGGGUAGGUGGUAGCCUUGCUGAAGAUUAUUGAUCUCAUUCUUCGAGGAAAUCCUUCGAGCAAUUUCUUUGUGUUAUAUGUAUCAUGUGCACAUCCUUGCUUUUUUUUGCAAGAUUUGUAAUUUUCCACCGCUUCUCAUUUUCAAAACAAAUGCUGGAUAAAUUUUGUAA